AUGAGUGUCUCUAUCUUAGGGCAUGUAACUUCGUCAAAAGACGUCACUGUUACUGCAUUGAGAAGAUGCAAGACAGUAGUGGCGCCCCAGUUCAGGCACGUAACUUUAAAAACGAUUGCAACAAGAGGAUAUGGAUGUAAGACACUAUCGAGUGCGUCUAGCUCAGGUACAUCAGAAUUACUUCUUCUCGGGUUUGAGAAAGCUCAAAAAGAAAUAUUAAGAACAUAUCAUGACCAAGUCCAAGUCCAACUCCAAAUCCACAAAACCCAGUAA
Messenger RNA from Sclerotinia sclerotiorum 1980 UF-70, 273 nucleotides. RefSeq lists its product with no specific name. The transcript is spliced from 3 exons. The record is from RefSeq and is a predicted model, not a curated record. Bases 1 to 273 code for a protein of 90 amino acids. NCBI's taxonomy places the organism in Eukaryota, Fungi, Ascomycota, Leotiomycetes, Helotiales, Sclerotiniaceae.